Molecule: messenger RNA, 1074 nt
Organism: Aureobasidium musti
Lineage: Eukaryota; Fungi; Ascomycota; Dothideomycetes; Dothideales; Saccotheciaceae
Source: the annotation of a GenBank genome assembly
AUGGCGGACCAACAAGACGUCGAUCUCGACUCUAUCAUCGACAGACUGCUCGAGGUCCGCGGUAGCAGACCCGGCAAGCAGGUCCAGCUUCUCGAGACCGAGAUUCGCUACCUCUGCACCAGAGCUCGCGAGAUUUUCAUUUCCCAGCCCAUCCUCCUCGAGCUUGAGGCUCCCAUCAAGGUAAAUCCCCUGUUUCUCGUAUCCUGCCUUUCUCUUCUGACCUCUCCAGNNAUCUGCGGUGAUAUCCACGGUCAAUACUACGAUCUCCUGCGUCUUUUCGAAUACGGUGGUUUCCCGCCUGAGGCCAACUACCUCUUCCUUGGUGACUACGUCGACCGUGGCAAGCAGUCGCUCGAGACUAUCUGUCUGCUUCUUGCCUACAAGAUCAAGUACCCCGAAAACUUCUUCAUCCUGCGCGGCAACCACGAGUGUGCCUCAAUCAACCGCAUCUACGGUUUCUACGAUGAGUGCAAGAGAAGAUACAACAUCAAGCUGUGGAAGACCUUCACCGACUGCUUCAACUGUCUGCCCAUUGCCGCCAUCAUUGACGAGAAGAUCUUCACCAUGCACGGUGGUUUGAGUCCCGAUCUUAACUCAAUGGAGCAGAUCAGACGUGUCAUGCGCCCCACUGAUGUAUGUCUACAAACCUUGUUACUUACUGUCAAUCUCUUACUGACUGGUGUCCUUCAGAUUCCCGACUGCGGUCUCCUCUGCGAUCUUCUGUGGUCCGACCCCGACAAGGAUAUCACCGGAUGGAGCGAAAACGACCGUGGUGUGUCUUUCACCUUCGGACCCGAUGUCGUAUCGCGUUUCUUGCAAAAGCAUGACAUGGACCUCAUUUGCCGUGCUCACCAAGUCGUCGAAGAUGGUUACGAGUUCUUCUCAAAACGCCAGCUCGUCACCCUGUUCAGUGCCCCUAACUACUGUGGAGAGUUUGACAACGCUGGUGCCAUGAUGAGUGUUGACGAGAGCUUGCUGUGCUCGUUCCAGAUUCUCAAGCCAGCAGAGAAGAAGCAGAAGUACGCAUCCCCCUACAACCCUCUCCGUGUCAUUACAUCCUCAAUACUGACUUGA